Messenger RNA from Pipistrellus nathusii (Nathusius's pipistrelle), 3129 nucleotides. The record is from the annotation of a GenBank genome assembly. Lineage: Eukaryota; Metazoa; Chordata; Mammalia; Chiroptera; Vespertilionidae.
AUGAUGUCAUCGGUUGCAACUGAACGCAGACUCCAGCAGGCUGUGAGCCUGCAGGGAGUUGACCCAGAAACAUGCAUGAUUGUAUUUAAAAACCACUGGGCUCAGGUUGUGAAGAUCUUAGAGAAGCACGACCCCUUGAAGAACACCCAGGCAAAAUACGGAUCCAUCCCUCCAGACGAGGCCAGUGCCGUGCAGAAUUAUGUAGAACACAUGCUCUUCUUGCUGAUUGAAGAACAAGCCAAGGAUGCCGCCAUGGGGCCGAUUCUGGAAUUCGUGGUCUCUGAGAACAUUAUGGAGAAACUCUUCCUUUGGAGCUUGAGGCGGGAGUUUACUGAUGACACUAAGGUGGAGCAGCUAAAGAUGUACGAGAUGCUGGUCACCCAGUCGCACCAGCCUCUGCUGCACCACAAGCCUAUUCUGAAGCCCCUGAUGAUGCUGCUGAGCUCUUGUUCAGGAACAGCCACCCCCGCCGUGGAGGGGAAACUGGUGGUCCUGCUCAACCAGCUCUGCUCCAUCCUUGCCAAAGAUCCGUCCAUCCUGGAACUCUUCUUCCACACGAGUGAGGACCAAGGGGCGGCCAACUUCCUCAUCUUCUCCCUCCUGAUUCCCUUUAUUCACCGAGAGGGCACUGUGGGCCAGCAGGCCCGGGACGCUCUGCUUUUCAUCAUGUCUCUCUCUGCCGAGAACAGCAUGGUGGCGCAUCACAUCGUGGAGAACACCUACUUUUGUCCUGUGCUUGCAACUGGGCUCAGUGGUCUCUACUCUUCCCUGCCUACAAAGCUGGAAGAGAAAGGCGAGGAGUGGCACUGCCUUCUGAAAGAUGACUGGCUCCUACUCCCUUCUCUCGUCCAGUUCAUGAACUCCCUGGAGUUUUGCAAUGCCGUCAUACAGGUGGCUCACCCUUUGAUUCGUAACCAGCUUGUAAAUUAUAUUUACAAUGGGUUCUUGGUACCAGUCUUGGCUCCUGCUCUCCACAAGGUGACUGUGGAGGAGGUCAUGACCACAACUGCCUACUUGGACCUUUUUCUGCGUAGCAUCUCCGAGCCAGCGCUACUUGAGAUCUUCCUCCGUUUCAUCCUGUUGCACCGGCACGAGAAUGUUCACAUCCUAGACACUCUCACCAGUCGAAUCAACACCCCAUUUCGGCUCUGUGUGGUGUCCCUGGCAUUAUUUAGGACUCUCAUCGGUUUACACUGUGAGGACGUGAUGCUACAACUCGUUUUGAGGUACCUGAUCCCUUGCAACCACAUGAUGCUGAGUCAGAGGUGGGCUGUGAAGGAGAGAGACUGCUACUCGGUGUCUGCGGCCAAGCUGCUCGCCCUGACCCCAGUCUGCUGCUCCAGCGGGAUCACCCUGACGCUUGGGAACCAAGAGAGGGAUUAUAUCCUCUGGUCAAAGUGUACGCACGAUAGUUCAGGGCCCCCGGAGCAGCCGCUCCCCGAGGCGUCCUCCCCGUCGGCCUGCAUCGUGGAGUACGGCAGGGCCCUGGACAUCAGCUACCUGCAGUACCUCUGGGAGGCCCACGCCAACAUCCUCCGCUGCAUGCGGGACUGCCGGGUCUGGUCCGCCCUCUACGACGGAGACUCCCCGGACCCGGACACCUUCCUGCAGAGCCUGGCGGAGGAGGGCGCCCCCAGCCCCGCCUGCCCCGCGCUCAGGCUCCGGCUCCCGCAGCAGCUCCCCGCGGCGCCGGGGCCCCAGCUGCUGCCCAGGAAGGACCGGGGCCCCACGGAGCUGGAGUGGGACGACAGCUACGACACCGGCAUCUCCUCGGGGGCCGAGCUGGAGAAUCCGGGCCCCCCGGCGCCCAUCGAUCCCCCCAAGCACAUCCAGGAGAUGAAGAAGAACGCCAUCCUGCGCUUCAAGGGGUCGUACAUCGAGGAGUCGGACUUUCAGGACGACGUGAUGGUGUACAGGCUGUGUGCGGAGAAGGACGCCGACGACACCGGACAGUCCCAGGAGGAGGAGCCUGCGCGGCCCCCGGCCCCGGGCCAGGCCGAGGGGCAGAGUCCCCCCACGGACAACGGCCCCCUGCCCGGCCCGCAGCCAGAGAUGGACCCCCUGGAGGAGCAGCACCGGGACAGCUCGGACCCGGUUCCCAGCGUGUCCGCGGAGCCACCCCCGGAGAAGGGGCCCCGGGUGGCCCCGGAAUCCUGCGCAGAGUCAGCACCCCCUGACUCCGGGGCAGAGCCCUGCGGUGCAGACCCCACGGCGGUGGACCCGGAGGGGGAAGAUUUCAUGGCCCGGUACGACCAGAUCAUUAAAGAACUGGACUCCGGCACCCAGGGCCUGAUGGGGCAGAACUUCUCUGCCCAGGGACCGGACCCCUUGCUCCUCCCAGAAGAGCAAGAGGGGAAGGAAGAGAGCACAGAGGAGCAGGAGCAGGAGCAGGAGGAGGGGAGGAAGGACCUGCAGGAAGAGGAGGAGGAGGAUGACUUCGACUCUCUGAUGGUGGAAGCUCCUGCCGAAGAGACCGCGCCAUCCCCCUUUGGGGUGAGAGAGGAGGCUGGCUGUGCCGGUCGCCGGCCCGUGAGGACUCAGAGCGCCCCGUUCACAGGCCCGUUCAUCAGUGUGGUCCUGUCGAAGCUGGAGAACAUGCUGGAGAACUCUUUGCACGUUAAUUUGCUGCUUAUCGGGAUCAUUACGCAGCUGGCCAGCUACCCGCAGCCACUGCUGCGCUCCUUCCUGCUCAACACCAACAUGGUCUUCCAGCCCAGCGUGCGAUCUCUCUACCAGGUGCUAGCAUCUGUGAAAAACAAGAUCGAACAGUUUGCUUCUAUGGAGAGAGACUUCCCAGGGCUCCUCAUACAAGCCCAGCAAUACCUGCUCUUCCGAGUGGACAUGUCCGACGUGACAGCUGAGUCACUACCCAAAGAUCCCCCUCAGGAUGCUUCCAGGACGGGAGCUGGCAGGAGCCUUCUGGAUGGUCCCCCACGAGUGCUCCAGCCCUUCCUGACCAGCAGAGCCACGGUGGCGGGGGUGCCGCCAAGCCUGCCCCUGCCGGUGAAGAACACCAUGCUGGCCGCGGCCCUGUUCCCUGAGUUCCUGAAGGAACUGGCUGCCUUGGCCCAGGAGCACUCCGUUCUCUGCUACAAGAUCCUGGGCGACUUUGAGGACUCCUAUUGUUAG